GCCGGGCUCCCGCCGCGCCUGCCGUCCCUGGAGCGCCGGGAGCGCGGCCCGAGCUGGACGAUGGCGAAGCCGGGCGCGCGGCACUUCGCGGGGAGCGCACGGUGCGCGGGCGGCCCCCGGGGCCCCGCGCGGCUGCUGCUGGCCGGGCUGGCGCUGCUGGGCGCGGCGCGGGCGCAGGAGACGGCGGGCGACGGCUUCAGCCUGCACCCGCCCUACUUCAACCUGGCCGAGGGCGCCCGCAUCGCCGCCUCGGCCACCUGCGGCGAGGAGGCCCCGGCGCGCGGGGUCCCGCGCCCCACCGAGGACCUCUACUGCAAGCUGGUGGGGGGCCCCGUGGCCGGCGGGGAUCCCAACCAGACCAUCCAGGGCCAGUACUGCGACAUCUGCACAGCUGCAAACAGCAACAGGGCACACCCCGUGAGCAACGCCAUCGACGGCACGGAGCGCUGGUGGCAGAGCCCGCCACUGUCCCGCGGCCUGGAGUACAAUGAGGUCAACGUCACCUUGGACCUGGGCCAGGUUUUCCAUGUGGCGUAUGUGCUCAUCAAGUUUGCCAACUCCCCUCGGCCAGACCUCUGGGUGCUGGAGCGGUCCACGGACUUCGGCCACACCUACCAGCCGUGGCAGUUCUUUGCCUCCUCCAAGAGGGACUGCCUGGAGCGAUUCGGGCCGCGGACGCUGGAGCGUGUCACGCGGGACGACGAUGUCAUCUGCACCACGGAGUACUCCCGGAUAGUGCCACUGGAGAACGGCGAGAUCGUAGUGUCCCUAGUGAACGGGCGGCCGGGAGCCACCAACUUCUCCUACUCACCCCUGCUGCGCGACUUCACCAAAGCCACCAACAUCCGCCUGCGCUUCCUGCGCACCAACACGCUGCUGGGCCACCUCAUGGGCAAGGCGCUGCGCGACCCCACCGUGACCCGCCGGUACUAUUACAGCAUCAAGGACAUCAGCAUCGGCGGCCGCUGUGUCUGCCAUGGUCACGCAGAUGUCUGUGAUGCCAAAGACCCCACAGACCCCUUCAGGCUGCAGUGCGCCUGCCAGCACAACACAUGUGGGGGCUCCUGUGACCGCUGCUGCCCUGGCUUCAACCAGCAGCCAUGGAAGCCUGCCACCACUGACAAUGCCAACGAGUGCCAGUCCUGCAACUGCCACAGCCAUGCCCACGACUGCUACUACGACCCCGAGGUGGACCGGCGCAAUGCCAGCCAGAACCAGGACAACGUCUACCAGGGUGGGGGCGUGUGCAUCGACUGCCAGCAUCACACCACCGGCAUCAACUGUGAACGCUGCCUGCCCGGCUUCUACCGCGCCCCAGACCAGCCCCUUGACUCACCAUACGCCUGCCGCCGCUGCAACUGCGAGUCGGACUUCACCGAUGGGACGUGUGAGGACCUGACGGGCCGCUGCUACUGCCGGCCGAACUUCACGGGGGAGCGGUGCGACGCGUGUGCCGAGGGCUUCACCGGCUUCCCGCUCUGCCACCCGGUGGCCUCCUUCCCCAACGACACCGGGGAACAGGUGCUGCCGGCCGGACAGAUCGUGAACUGUGACUGCAGUGCCGCCGGGACCCAGGGCAAUGCCUGCCGGAAGGACCCAAGGGUGGGACGCUGUGUAUGCAAACCCAACUUCCAGGGCACCCACUGCGAGCUCUGUGCCCCAGGGUUCUACGGCCCGGGCUGCCAGCCAUGCCGGUGUUCCAGCCCCGGUGUGGCAGAUGGUGACUGUGACCGCGACUCGGGCCAGUGCCAGUGCCGGACUGGCUUCGAAGGGGCUGCCUGUGACCGCUGUGCCCCCGGCUACUUCCACUUCCCUCUCUGCCGGUUGUGCGGCUGCAGCCCUUCAGGGACCCUGCCCGAGGGCUGUGACGAGGCUGGCCGCUGCCUAUGCCGACCUGAGUUUGAUGGCCCUCACUGUGACCGCUGCCGGCCUGGCCACCAUGGCUACCCCGACUGCCGUGCCUGUGCCUGUGACCCCCGGGGUGCCCUGGACCAGCUCUGUGGAGUGGGUGGCGUAUGCCACUGCCGCCCUGGCUAUAUGGGGACCACCUGCCAGGAGUGCAGCCCCGGCUUCCACGGCUUCCCCGACUGUGCCCCCUGCCACUGCAAUGCCGACGGCUCCCUACAUGCAUCCUGCGACCCUCGCAGCGGGCAGUGCAGCUGCCGGCCCCGUGUGACGGGGCUGCGGUGUGACACAUGUGUGCCCGGUGCUUACAACUUCCCCUACUGUGAAGCUGGCUCCUGCCACCCUGCUGGCCUGGCCCCAGCCGUUCCUGAGGCACAGGCCCCCUGUAUGUGCCGGGCUCAUGUGGAGGGACCAAGCUGCGAUCGCUGUAAACCCGGGUUCUGGGGGCUGAGUCCAAGCACCCCUGAAGGCUGUACCCGCUGCAGCUGUGACCCCAGGGGCACACUGGGUGGAGUUGCCGAGUGCCAGCUGGGCAGCGGCCAGUGCUUCUGCAAGCCCCACGUGUGUGGCCAGACCUGCGCGGCGUGCAAGGAUGGCUUCUUCGGGCUGGACCGGGCUGACUACUUCGGCUGCCGCAGCUGCCGCUGUGAUGUUGGUGGUGCGCUGGGCCAGGGCUGUGAACCGAGGACAGGCGCCUGCCGGUGUCGCCCCAACACCCAGGGCCUCACCUGCAGCGAGCCAGCGCGGGACCACUACCUCCCCGACCUGCACCACCUGCGCCUGGAGCUGGAGGAGGCAGCCACGCCUGAGGGCCACGCCAUACGCUUCGGCUUCAACCCCCUGGAGUUCGAGAACUUCAGCUGGAGGGGCUAUGCGCAGAUGACGCCCAUCCAGCCCAGGAUCGUGGCGAGGCUGAACGUGAGCUCCCCUGACCUCUUCCGGCUGGUCUUCCGAUACGUCAACCGUGGGCCCACAAGUGUGAGUGGGCGGGUGUCUGUGCAAGAGGAGGGCAAGUUUGCCACCUGCACCAACUGCACAGAGCAGAGCCAGCCGGUGGCCUUCCCGCCCAGCACGGAGCCUGCCUUCGUCACCGUGCCCCGGAGAGGCUUUGGGGAGCCCUUUGUGCUGAACCCUGGCACCUGGGCCCUGCUCGUGGAGGCCACAGGGGUGCUCCUGGACUAUGUGGUCCUGCUGCCUAGCGCGUACUACGAGGCGGCCCUCCUGCAGCUGCGGGUGACCGAGGCCUGCACGUUCCGGCCCACUGACCAGCGCUCUGCAGAGAACUGCCUCCUGUACACCCACCUGCCCCUGGACGGCUUCCCCUCGGCCGCUGGGCCCGAAGCCCUCUGUCGUCAUGACAACAGCCUUCCUCGGCCCUGCCCCACGGAGCAGCUCAGCCCCUCCCACCCGCUGCUGGCCGCCUGCCUAGGCAGUGACGUGGAUGUCCAGCUGCAGGUGGUGGUGCCGCAGCCAGGCGACUAUGCCCUGGUGGUGGACUACGCCAAUGAAGACACCCGCCAGGAGGUGGGCGUGGCGGUGCACACUCCCCAGCGGGCCCCUCAGCAGGGGGCACUCACCCUCCACCCCUGUCCAUACAGCACCCUGUGCCGAGGUGCUGUCCUGGACGCCCAGCACCACCUGGUGUUCUUCCAUCUGGACACAGAGGCCAGCAUCCGGCUCACAGCUGAGCAGGCGCGCUUCUUCCUGCACAGCGUCACCCUGGUGCCUGUGCAGGCGUUCACCUUGGAGUUCCUGGAGCCCCGGGUCCACUGCGUCAGCAGCCACGGCACCUUCGGCCCCAGCAGUGUUGCCUGCCUGCCCUCCCGCUUCCCGAAGCCGCCCCAGCCCAUCGUCCUCAGGGACUGCCAGGUGCUGCCACUGCCUCCCGGCCUCCCGCUGACCCGCUCGCAGGAGCUCACACCAGGUGCACCCCCGUCUGGGCCCCAGCCUCGACCCCCCACCGCCGUGGACCCCGAUGUGGAGCCCACCCUGCUGCGCCACCCUCAGGGCACGGUGGUCUUCACCACCCAGGUGCCCGCCCUGGGCCGCUAUGCCUUCCUGUUGCACGGCUACCAGCCGGCCCAUCCCACCUUCGCCGUGGAGGUCCUCAUCAACGGGGGCCGUGUCUGGCAGGGCCAUGCCAACGCCAGCUUCUGCCCGCAUGGCUACGGCUGCCGCACCCUGGUGGUGUGUGAGGACCAGGCUGUCCUGGAUGUGACCGACAGUGAGCUCACUGUGACUGUGCGUGUGCCCGAGGGCCGGUGGCUCUGGCUGGAGUACGUGUUAGUGGUCCCUGAGGACGCCUACAGCCCCAGCUACCUCCGGGAGGAGCCCCUGGACAAAUCCUACGACUUCAUCAGCCACUGUGCCAUCCACGGUUACCACAUCAGCCCCACCAGCUCGUCCCCGUUCUGCCGCAACGCCGCCACCUCGCUCUCUCUCUUCUACAACAACGGGGCUCGGCCCUGUGGCUGCCACGAAGUGGGUGCCACGAGCCCCACGUGUGAGCCCUUCGGGGGCCAGUGUCCUUGCCGCGCCUACGUCAUCGGCCGCGACUGCUCCCGCUGCGCCACUGGCUACUGGGGCUUCCCCAACUGCAGGCCCUGCGACUGCAGCGGCCGCCUCUGUGACGAGCUCACAGGCCAGUGCACCUGCCCUCCCCGCACCGUCCCACCCGACUGCAUCAUCUGCCAGCCCCAGACCUUCGGCUGCCACCCCCUGGUCGGCUGUGAGGAGUGUAACUGCUCGGGGCCUGGCGUCCAGGAGCUCACGGACCCCACCUGUGACACGGACAGCGGCCAGUGCAAGUGCAGACCCAACGUGGCCGGGCGCCGCUGUGACACUUGUGCCCCCGGCUUCCACGGCUACCCCGCCUGCCACCCUUGUGACUGCCACACAGCAGGCUCUGCCCCUGGCGUGUGCGACCCCCUCACAGGCCAGUGCUACUGCAAGGAGAACGUGCAGGGCCCGAGGUGUGACCAGUGCCGCCUUGGGACCUUCUCCCUCGAUGCCGCCAACCCCAAAGGUUGCACCCGCUGCUUCUGCUUUGGGGCCACGGAGCGCUGCAGGAGCUCGGCCCACGGCCGCUGGGAGUACGUGGACAUGGAGGGCUGGGCGCUGCUGAGCACUGACCGGCAGGUAGUGCCCCACGAGCUGCGGGCAGAGGCGGAACUGCUCCACGCUGACCUGCGGCACGUGCCUGAGGCCUUCCCCGAGCUGUACUGGCAGGCCCCACCCUCCUACCUCGGGGACCGGGUGUCAUCCUACGGCGGGAUCCUCCGCUAUGAAGUGCACUCGGAGACCCAGCGGGGGGACGUGUUCAUCCCCACGGAGAGCAGGCCGGAUGUGCUGCUGCAGGGCAACCAGAUGAGCAUCACAUUCCUGGAGCCGGUGUACCCGGCGCCCGGCCACGUUCACCGUGGGCAGCUGCAGCUGGUGGAGGGGAACUUCCGGCAUGCGGAGACCCACAGCGCCGUGUCGCGCGAGGAGCUCAUGAUGGUGCUGGCCGGCCUGGAGCAGCUGCAGAUCCGUGCCCUCUUCUCACAGAUCUCCUCGGCCGUCUCCCUGCGCAGGGUGGCGCUCGAGGUGGCCAGCGAGCUGGGCGGGGGGCCUCCAGCCAGCAACGUGGAGCUGUGCAUGUGCCCUGCCAGCUACCGUGGGGACUCCUGCCAGGAAUGUGCCCCCGGCUAUUAUCGGGACGUCAAAGGUCUCUUCUUGGGUCGCUGUGUCCCUUGUCAAUGCCAUGGCCACUCAGACCGUUGCCUUCCUGGCUCGGGCGUCUGCGUGGGCUGCCAGCACAACACUGAAGGUGACCACUGUGAGCAGUGCCAGGCUGGCUUUGUGCGCAGUGGGUCAGAGGACCCUGCAGCCCCCUGUGUCAGCUGCCCCUGCCCCCUGUCAGUGCCUUCCAACAAUUUUGCCGUGGGCUGCAUCCUGCGAGGCGGCCGCACCCAGUGUCUCUGCAAACCCGGCUAUGCGGGGGCUUCCUGUGAGCGGUGCGCACCCGGCUACUUUGGGAACCCACUGGUGCUGGGCAGCUCAUGCCAGCCCUGUGACUGCAGCGGCAACGGUGACCCCAACAUGCUCUUCAGCGACUGUGACCCCUUGACGGGCACCUGCCGCGGCUGCCUCCGCCACACCACUGGGCCCCGCUGCGAGAGCUGCGCCCCUGGCUUCUACGGCAACGCCUUGCUGCCCGGCAACUGCAGCCGGUGUGACUGUUCCCCAUGUGGGACUGAGGCCUGCGACCCCCAAAGCGGGCAGUGCCUGUGCAAGGCAGGUGUGACAGGGCCAAGCUGUGACCGCUGUCAGGAAGGACACUUCGGCUUCGCGGGCUGCAGGGGCUGCCGCCCGUGCGCCUGUGGACCAGCCGCCGAGGGCUCCGAGUGCCACCCCCAGAGUGGACAGUGUCACUGCCGACCAGGGACUGGGGGUCUCCAGUGCCGCGAGUGUGCCCCUGGCCACUGGGGGCUCCCCGAGCAAGGCUGCAGGCGCUGCCAGUGCCGAGGGGGCCACUGUGACCUGCACACUGGUCGCUGCACGUGCCCCCCAGGGCUCAGUGGCGAGCGCUGUGACACUUGUAGCCACCAGCACCAGGUGCCUGUGCCAGGCAGGCCUGGGGGCCAUGGUGUCCACUGUGAAGUGUGUGACCACUGUGUGGUCCUGCUCCUGGACGACCUGGAGCGGGCCGGUGCCCUCCUCCCUGCCAUCCGGGAGCAGCUGCACGGGGUCAAUGCCAGCUCUGCGGCCUGGGCCCGGCUGCACAGGCUGAACGCCUCCAUCGCUGACCUGCAGAGCCAGCUGCAGAGCCCCCUGGGCCCCCGCCAUGAGACAACGCAGAGGCUGGAGGCGCUGGAGCGACAGAGCUCAAGCCUUGGGCAGGACACACAGAGGCUGGACGGCCAGGCCACAGGGGCCCAGGCUCGGGCCAGCCAACUGCUGGACAGCACUGAGGCCUCGCUGGGCCGGGUGCAGACCCUGCUGGCGGCCAUCCGGGCUGUGGACAGCGCCCUGAGAGAGCUCGAGUCCCAGACGGCUCGACUGUCACCAGCCAACGACUCGGCCCCGUCGGGUGAGCAGCUGCGCCGGACAGUGGCCGAGGUGGAGCGGCUGCUCCGGGAGAUGCGGGCCCGAGACCUGGGGGCCCCUCGGGCAGCAGCUGAGGCCGAGCUGGGCGAGGCCCAGAGAUUGCUGGCCCGCGUGCAGGAGCAGCUGACCAGCCUCUGGGAGGGGAACCAGGCGCUGGCUGCACGCACCCAAGACCAGCUGGCCCAGCAUGAGGCCGGCCUCAUGGACCUGCGAGAGGCCCUGAACCGGGCCGUGGGCACCACACGGGAGGCUGAGGAGCUCAACAGCCGCAACCAGGAACGCCUGGAGGAGGCCCUGCAACGGAAACAGGAGCUGUCCCAGGACAGUGCCACCCUGAGGGCCACUCUGCAGGCUGCCCGUGACACCCUGGCCCGGCUCUCUGAGCUUCUGCAUGGCAUAGACCAGGCCAAGGAGGAGUGCGAGCACCUCGCUGCCGGACUGGACGGGGCCUGGACCCCGCUGCUUGAGAAGAUGCAGGCCUUCUCUCCGGCGAGCAGCAAGGUGGCUCUGGUGGAAGCCGCCGAGGCCCACGCGUGGCAGCUGGACCAACUGGCGCUCAACCUGUCCAGCAUCAUCCGCGGAGUCAACCAGGACGGCUUCAUCCAGCGAGCCAUCGAGGCCGCCAACGCCUACAGCAGCAUCCUGCAAGCCGUGCAGGCUGCCGAGGGUGCCGCCGGCCAGGCGCUGCAGCAAUCGAGCCACACGUGGGCGAUGGUGGUGCAGCAGGGCCUGGCGCCCCGUGCCCAGCAGCUGCGGGCCAAUAGCAGUGCCCUGGAGGAGGCCGUCCUCAGGGAGCAGUGGAGGCUGGGCCGCGCGCAGGCCACCCUCCACGGCACCGGGACCCAGCUCCGCGACGCCCAGGCCAAAAAGGAGCAGCUGGUAGCCCAGAUCCAGGAGGUGCAGGCCAUGCUGGCCAUGGACACGGAUGAGACCAGCAAGAAGAUUGCCAAUGCCAAGGCUGUGGCCUUCGAAGCCCAGGACACGGCGGCCCGCGUGCAGUCCCGGCUUCGGGACAUGCAGCAGACCCUGGAGCAGUGGCAGGGCCAGUUUGGAGGCCUGCAGAGCCAGGACCUGGGCCAGGCGGUGCUUGACGCAGGCCGCUCAGUGACCACCCUGGAGAAGACGUUGCCACAGCUGCUGGCCAAGCUGAGCCUCCUGGAAAACCGUGGGACGCACAAUGCCAGCUUGGCCCUGUCUGCCAGCAUCGGCCGUGUGCGGGAGCUCAUUGCUCAGGCCCGAGGAGCUGCCAGCAAGGUCAAAGUGUCCAUGAAGUUCAACGGGCGCUCGGGGGUGCAGCUGCGUACCCCCCGGGACCUCUCAGACCUCGCUGCCUAUACCUCCCUCAAGUUCUAUCUGCAGAGCCCGGAGCCAGCGCGUGGCCAGGCCGCUGGGGACCACUUUGUGCUGUACAUGGGCAGCCGCCAGGCUGCAGGUGACUACAUGGGUGUGGCUCUGCGUGACCAGAAGGUGCACUGGGUGUACCGCCUGGGGGGGGCAGGCCCUGCAGCCCUCAGCAUCGACGAGGACAUUGGGGAGCAGUUUGCAGCUGUCAGCAUCGACAGGACCCUCCAGUUUGGCCACAUGUCUGUCACAGUGGAGAAUCAGAUGGUCCAUGAGACCAAGGGUGACACAGUGGCCCCUGGGGCCGAGGGGCUGCUCAGCCUGCAGCCUGACGACUUUGUCUUCUACGUGGGGGGCUACCCCAGCAACUUCACGCCCCCCGGACCCCUGCGCCUCCCUGGCUACCGGGGCUGCAUUGAGAUGGACACACUCAACGAGGAGGUGGUCAGUCUCUACAACUUCGAGAAGACCUUCCGGCUCGACACAGCUGUGGAUAAGCCCUGUGCCCGCUCCAAGUCAACUGGGGACCCGUGGCUCACAGACGGCUCCUACCUGGACGGCUCUGGCUUUGCCCGCAUCAGCGUGGAGAGUCAGAUCAGCCACACCAAGCGCUUUGACCAGGAGCUGCGGCUCGUGUCCUCCAGCGGCAUCAUCUUCUUCCUGCAGCACCAGGACCAGUUCCUGUGCCUGGCUGUGAGGGAAGGCAGCCUCCUGCUCCUCUAUGACUUUGGCACAGGCCUGAAGGAGGCUGUCCCGCUGCAACCCCCACCGCCCCUGACCACAGCCAGCAAGGCAAUCCAGGUGUUCCUGCUCGGGGGCAGCCGCAAGCGCGUGCUGGUGCGCGUGGAGAGGGCUACCGUGUUCAGCGUGGAGCAGGAGAACGUGCUGGAGCUGGCCGACGCCUACUACCUGGGGGGUGUGCCACCCGACCAGCUACCCCCAAGCCUGCAGCUGCUGUUCCCUUCCGGAGGCUCCAUCCGUGGCUGUGUCAAGGGCAUCAAAGCUCUGGGCAAGUACGUGGAUCUCAAGAGGCUGAACACGACGGGCGUCAGCUCCGGCUGCACAACAGACCUGCUGGUGGAACGGGCUGUGACUCUCCAUGGCCACGGCUUCCUGCCCCUGGCGCUCCCCGAUGUCUCGCCCCUCACGGGUGAUGUCUACUCCGGCUUUGGCUUCCGCAGCACCAGGGACAGCGGUCUGCUCUACCAUCGAGCGUCCCCGGAUGGGCCGUGCGAGGUGUCCCUGCAGCAGGGCCACGUGACACUCCGGCUUAUGAGGACCGAGGUGAAAACACGAGGGCGCUUUGCCGAUGGUGCCCCCCAUUACGUAGCUUUCUACAGCAACACCACAGGGGUCUGGCUCUAUGUGGACGAUCAGCUUCAGCAGAUGAAGCCCCACCGUGGGCCACUGCCCCGGCCCCAUCCCCAGCCUGAGGGGCCCCCUCGGCUCCUCCUGGGAGGCUUGCCAGAGUCUGACACCAUCCAAAACUUCAGCGGCUGCAUCAGCAACGUUUUUGUGCAGCGGCUCCUGGGGCCACAGCGUGUGUUUGACCUGCAGGAGAACAUGGGUGGCGUCAACGUGAGCUCAGGCUGCGCCCCAGCCCCUCACACCCAGACCUGGAGGCAGGCACCGCGAGGACUGCGGGCUGCAGCAGCUCGGAAGGCCUCCCGCCGCAGCCGGCAGCCCACCCAGGACCUUGCCUGUAUGCCACCUGGGCCCUUCAGGACCAUCCGAGAUGCCUACCAGUUUGGGGGUCCUCUGCUCAGUUACCUGGAGUUUGCACACGUCCCGGCACCUCCCGGGGACUGGUCCCACCUCAGGAUGCUUGUCCGCCCUCACACUCCCCAAGGGCUCCUGCUCUUCGCUGCCCCCCUGACGGCCAGUAGCCCCUCCCUGGCUCUCUUCCUGAGCCACGGACACUUUGUUGCUCAGACGGAAGGCCCUGGGCCCCGGCUCCGUGUCCAGAGCCGCCAGCGUUCACGGGCUGGCCGGUGGCACAAGGUGUCCGUGCGAUGGGAGAAGACUCGGAUUCAGCUGGUGACAGACAGGGUCCGGGCCCAGGGCCAGGAGGGGCCCAGCCAGCAGCAUCAGGGUGUAGAGGGCCCCCGGCCCCACACUCUGUUCGUGGGCGGCCUCCCUGAUGGCGGCCGCAGCCGCAAACUUCCAGUGGCCAUCAUCAGCUCCAGGUUCAGCGGUUGUGUGAAGGGACUGAAGUUGGACGGGCAGCCUCUGGGGGCCCCCACACAGAUGGUGGGAGUCACGCCCUGCUUCUCGGGCCCCCUGGAGAAGGGCCUGUUCUUCGCAGGAAGUGGGGGAGUCGUCACUCUAGACACCCUGGGGGCCACACUGCCCAAUGUGGGCCUGGAGCUGGAGGUGCGGCCGCAGGCGGCUAGCGGCCUCGUCUUCCACCUGGGCCAGGUGCAGGCGCCCCCCUACCUGCAGCUGCAGGUGUUGGAGAAGCAGGUCCUGCUGCGGGCGGACGAUGGUGCAGGCGAGUUCUCCACAGUGGUGACACACCCAGCCGUGGUGUGUGACGGGCAGUGGCACCGACUGGCAGUGACCAAAGAUGGGAACAUGCUCCGGCUGGAGGUGGACAGGCAGAGCAACCACACCCUGGGCCCCAUGCUGGCAACCUCGGCUGACGCCCUGGCACCUCUGCACCUUGGGGGUCUGCCUGAGCCUAUGGACGCACACGCUGGGCUGCCCGCCUACCGUGGCUGCAUGAGGAAUCUGGUGGUGAACCGGGCCCCCGUCACUUUGCCUCACUCUGCUGGUGUCCAGGGGGUAGUGGGGGCGAGCGGCUGCCCAGCCACAUAGCACAGCUGCCUCUCUAGGACCCUGGCCACAGCUCCAGCAGCCACGCAGGAGGGUCUCCAAGGGCCCCCAGGCCUGGAGCCCAUGGGCAGGCAGGGUCCUGCCUCUCAGACCCCCAGGCCCCUCCACGCAGCUUACUGACAACACUGCCCUCAGCCCGUUUCACAGAGGAAGUUCGUGUAUAUUUAUCUAGGUCCUAAAGUCUACGGGUUUUAAAUCUUUUUUCUGGACAUGGUUUAAGUUAUGCCUGACUUUUCAAAUGAAAGGGUAAAAUGGGGUUUUUAUACUUUUUAUCUUUCAGCUUAAUUAUGAGAUUUCCCUUCCACCCAUUUUUAAUAGCACGGGAGAUCUGUAAAUCGCUGGUCCCUACUGCUUAAAACAAAAAUUAAAAAAGUAACUUCUGUUCAA
Molecule: messenger RNA, 11556 nt
Organism: Equus caballus (horse)
Lineage: Eukaryota; Metazoa; Chordata; Mammalia; Perissodactyla; Equidae
Gene: LAMA5
Product: laminin subunit alpha 5
Biological process (GO): tissue development; animal organ morphogenesis; regulation of embryonic development
Molecular function (GO): signaling receptor binding
Source: RefSeq, a predicted model, not a curated record